Talpa occidentalis (Iberian mole) is the source of this 637-nucleotide messenger RNA. RefSeq names its product histone H2A.V. Gene Ontology annotation, cellular component: nucleosome. Bases 61 to 447 code for a protein of 128 amino acids. Gene Ontology annotation, molecular function: DNA binding; protein heterodimerization activity; structural constituent of chromatin. Lineage: Eukaryota; Metazoa; Chordata; Mammalia; Eulipotyphla; Talpidae. The record is from RefSeq and is a predicted model, not a curated record. The transcript is spliced from 5 exons.
AGCGGCGGCGGCGGCGGUAGCGGCGGCUCGGCAGGAGCGAGGGCGGGAGCGGCCGAGACCAUGGCUGGAGGUAAAGCUGGAAAGGACAGUGGGAAGGCCAAGGCUAAAGCAGUAUCUCGUUCACAGAGAGCUGGACUACAGUUUCCUGUGGGCCGUAUCCAUAGACACUUAAAGACUCGCACCACAAGUCAUGGAAGGGUUGGUGCCACUGCUGCAGUGUACAGUGCUGCGAUUCUGGAGUACCUCACUGCUGAGGUGUUGGAGCUAGCAGGUAAUGCUUCCAAGGACCUCAAAGUGAAGCGGAUCACUCCACGUCACUUGCAGCUUGCAAUCCGUGGUGACGAAGAAUUGGAUUCUCUCAUCAAGGCUACCAUAGCUGGGGGUGGUGUGAUCCCUCACAUCCACAAGUCUCUGAUUGGAAAGAAGGGACAGCAGAAAACUGCUUAGAGAGUUGUUUUAACCAACCCUCUUCUUCCCCAUUAUUGUACUGUUACUGAGACAGAAGAAAUAGUGGGGAUAUGUGGAAUUUUUAAAAAACAGUUAAAUGGAAAAGCAUAGAUCAUUACUGUAGACAUGAUAAAAGAAACAUUUGUACGUUCUUAGACUCGAAGUUUGAUAAAAGUACUUUUUCUUGUGG